AUGUUUCUUCGACAGCUAAGCAAGAAGACAUAUAUACGUUGGAACUCCACUAAGAGUACUGGAGAUUUGGGCAAAUAUUCGUCUUUACGGAUUCCAUCUUCGAAUCCUUCACCUUUCUCUUUGAGAAGGAUCGAGGAAGCUACACGGAAGGCCAACGAAUUACUAGAGAGAAAUGCCACAGAGGAGAAACUGGUGAAAGAUAAGCAGACGAGUUCUGUACACGAUAUUCGUGCUGCUCAAUCAAAAUUUGACGAGGUGGCUUUGUCUGACAAAGAGCUACGAGAUCUCCCAGAGAUCUUGGCCAUGAAAAAGCAAGUCGAGCAGCUGAAGAAGGGGGAAAGGCAGCAUCAGAGAACACCUCAGGGUCAUCUGAAACAAACCAAGAGUGAGAAGACCAUUUCUGCUUAUGGACAGAAGGUUUUGAACCAGUUACAGAAGCCGGCAGUGACAAAUAAUCGGUAUAUUUAUGACCCCAAAUUAGACUUAGUGGUAGAUAAACUAAGAGCGCCUACACAAAUAUUAGGAAUGCGGCAUAAGAAGAACUCAGACAAAGAGACGGUAGGGAAAGUGAUAACUGGAUUUCCGGUUUGUCUAGUAUUGAAAACCAUUCCUUCAUCGGGUACUUCGUUGAGGAUCAAAGAAAUGGUUGACUACAUUGAAGGACUCAAUAGAAAUUACAACGACGGAAAGUCUGGAACUGAAAUUAACUUAUUAGAUCCCAAUGAUUACGAGCUUGUCCUUGAUUAUACGAUUCUUUCAGGCUCCAACAUGCUAAAACAGUUUCUUACUGAGGACGAUACCUCUGAAGUCGACAUGAGUUUUCUUUGGCAUAUGCAGGGUAAACAAGAAGUGAUGUUAAUAUUGAUUACGGAGACAGGAUUUCGAAAUUCCUCGUCGUUUUUGCAUCAAUUUGAGGACAGGUUUAGUAAGUAUUUCGAACUUACCGCUUGUAUAUUGAAUGCUCCCAAAUUUCCAGUGCUCUCUUUGAUCAGAAAGCCGGACAGUGACUUGACUAAUAGAGAAAACGAGAUCAUGGAGGAUAAUUUAUACGUGGUAGCUAGUCUGGGACUAGUUAAAGUCUCCAAAAAGAAAGAUGGAACCUUGAUAUUAACGAAGAGGAAAUGA
Molecule: messenger RNA, 1125 nt
Organism: Brettanomyces nanus
Lineage: Eukaryota; Fungi; Ascomycota; Pichiomycetes; Pichiales; Pichiaceae
Exons: 1
Coding region: 1-1125 (374 amino acids)
Source: RefSeq, a predicted model, not a curated record